This is a messenger RNA of Eriocheir sinensis (Chinese mitten crab), 2430 nucleotides long. Its product is annotated as PR domain zinc finger protein 15-like. The record is from RefSeq and is a predicted model, not a curated record. Lineage: Eukaryota; Metazoa; Arthropoda; Malacostraca; Decapoda; Varunidae. Gene Ontology annotation, cellular component: nucleus.
AUCUGCCAUGAGGGGGGUGGCCUCACCUUUCUUGACCUGUCUCGGAAGUGGCUGUGUAAUUGGCUAAGUCUCAUCCCAAUAGGGUCACCUACCACCCACAACUUGGUGGCAUGCCAGAUUGAUGACCUGAUUUAUUACGUGUCGAUGAAGGAUAUCCCUGCUGGGUCAGGACUAUUGGUCUGGUAUGCUCCAUUCUACCAGCCUAAGGUGCAGAAGGAGCUGCAGGAGGUGGGCAGCCCACACAGCCUAGUAGGGGCCAUGGUAAUCACCCAGAAGGUCUCUAGAAGUGUGCAGUCAUCAGCAAAGAAGUCCCUAGAGGAGGCUCCCUCCCUGGCCAAGAUAGUGGUUGGGCAGGGCAAGGUGACCUUUACCCACCAAAGUGUUCAACAAGUGGAUGCUGAUGGCCACUUACCAUGCCAGCUCAUUUACCUUGAGGAUGAAUGUGGCACUGGGAUACUGCCUAAUGUUAGUUGCACACAACUACCUGAAUCUCCCUCAACUUUUGUGACUCAAGGGAUUGCACAAACAAAAAAAUAUUUGUUGGAAGGUAAAACCAUUGAGCCAUAUAGUUGCCAGCCUACACAGGCUAACCUUAGGCCAAGCAUCCAGCUGGCCUCAGUCAGUGAGGACUCACCUGGGUCAGAGUGUGUGGUAAGGCUCACUGUCACAGCUGCACAGGAGACUGGUGAUGAUCAGGAGGCUGGUGAUGAUCAGGAGACUGGUGAUGAUCAGGAGGCUAGUGAUGAUCAGGAGUUGCUGGGUGAUGACACUGCUGAAGACCUCCAGCUAGAUCUCCCUACCUCUUCUGAAGGGACAAGUAAAACCCAUGCAAAUCCAAUGUUAUGCCACAAGAGGAUAUACAAGAAGCUAAAUGUACAUAAAUCAGGUGCCUGCAAAAGAUUCGUGCAGAAAGGGCCAAAGGGUGGAUGGUUGUACCCCUGUGGCCGUCGCAGCCAUGGAUGGGCAUGAUACUCAGGAUGUUGGUCGAUCAACCCCCCAUAAUUAUGAAGAGGAAGGACGUACUGACGCACCCUUCCUCAGCGGAGAUGCACCCAAUAAUGAAGCACACGCGACUUAUGGCAUGCCUACUGUCCGGGAGACACUCCGAGAACGGUGCAUAUUUGCAGAGGGUGUAGACAUCAUCCUGGCCUCCUGGAAACCCGGGACAGCGAAACAAUACAGGCCACACAUCAGAAGAUGGAUGCAAUUUUGUGAUAGGUGGGACAUCAAUCCCCUUGAUCCCACUGUAUCCAACAUCAUCAACUUUUUGACGGAAACUUUCCACAGGAGAGUGGGGUAUGAAUGCCUCAACACGGCCAGGGGUGCCCUCUCUUCCCUCGGCAUUGUGGUGAAUAGCUGUAGAGCGGGGAACCAUCCGCUGGUUAACAGAUUCAUGAGAGGGGUGUUCAAUCUAUGACCAACUAAACCCAGGUACACGGAAACCUGGGAUGUUACACCAGUACUACAGGAACGUAGAUCUAUGUACCCAUUAUAUAACUUGUCCCUCAAAGAACUAACCCUGAAGCUUGUGAUGUUGAUGGCACUUACACAAGCAGCGAGAGUCCAGACUUUACACUUGUUGGUGCUAACAGGCAUUAGCACAGGGGAUGAUUACAUUUCUGUUCAGUUGGGGGGAAACAUUAAACAAUGCAGACCUAACUAUAACAUUCAAAGAGUGAAGUUUCAGGCUUAUUCUAAAGAUGCCAGAUUGUGUGUAUGUAAAACUUUGCUAACCUACCUUAAACAGACAGAGGAACUCAGACAGAUCACCAAACACAAGGUGGAUAACCUACUCAUCAGCUUUCUCAAACCACACAAACCUGUCUCAAAAGACCAUCGCACGUUGGAUCAAGACCAUGCUUCACAUGUCAGGGGUAGACACCGUCAAAUUCACAGCUGGCAGUGUUCGGCCAGCCGCAGCGUCGAAGGCCAAGGCUAUGGCUGUCCCGGUAACGUGUAUUAUGGCGAAAGCGGGGUGCUCAAGAGAAACCACUUUUGCAAAAUAUUAUGACAAGCAUAUUAUUGCCGAAUCAGACCCAUUCCAGGAAGCCGUAUUAGAAUGAGUUGGGUAUCGUACUACAACAUAUGGGUGGACUUUACGGGUUACGUAUAGGGCUCAGGCAACUAAUUAAAUGUUAUGCUGUAUUUUGUGAACAUUUACAUUACCAUGUCUGGGUAUCAAAGUGUGGUGCGCAGCUAAGGCAUAUGGUUUAUUAUUAUUUAUACACUAAGUUUACACAGCAGUAGAUCAGCAUUUCACAAUGGAUGAGCAGUUGUUCAGAUUAGCUGGGUGCUCAUAACAUAUUCUUGUCAAAUGAAUUAUACAGGUCAAAGUGAAAUUUUGUCAUACUUAUGUGCACGUGUAUGUAUAUGAACAUCAGUAGAUCAUCGGUGUCCACUAAUUUUUUAUUGAUCCAAAUUCAUAACUAA